CUCGGAUUGCGAGCAAUCAGGUUGAGAAGAUAAUUGUAUUCUGUCAGGUAAUCCUCCAGGACAAGCUUGUCCUUCUUCCACUCUUUUGUCCUUCAUGCCACAGGCCAUUUCGUCUAGUCGUCGGUCAAGCUUGGACUCUCUAGCAGGCUCAGCAUCAGCAUCGCCAAGGUCGUCGGCCUCGCCAUAUUCACCAACUGAGAGUAUAUCCGUCCUUGAUUCAACUUCAGCGCUUGUGCUCCUUCCCAGUCAAGAUGAAGAGGAUUCUUUUGAGUUCAGCAGCGAUGAAGAACAUGAAGAACAUGACCCUCAGCUGGAGAUUGCGAAGCUCGCCAUACCUCCUCUUCCGGCUGCCACAGUCUUUUUGUACCUUCUAGCGCCAUACUUCAGGCUUGGUGCCAUGCUCGUGCCAAACGGUAUUACCUCGCUGAAGUUCGGUCUUGUAAAUCUCUUUGUUGCUGCAGCGUUAUCAGUUUUCUCUCGCAACCUAUGGUUCCUUCUGGCAAGGUACCUACGGAAGACUACCGCGGAGGAUAUUUUUAUUGAGGUGAUAGCGAAAGGUAUUAGUACGGCCAAGCGCAGACGACGUGAAAAGAUUCGACGACUACUUUUUUGCGUCACUGGGUCGUUGAGAAUCUUGAUGACAUCUAUGUAUUUACGCGCAUCUGUGGACUCCGUUUAUCCACUUCUACUUGAGGCUCUUCCUGUGCAAACUCGACUUGUCGCCACUUUAGCAUUGGGCCUGCUCAUAUUUGUUGUAUCUUUCCCCAAAUCUCUAGCGGCGAAGCAAGUGAUCUGUACCACAUGGCUAUCAGUGUUCUUGUAUACCGCAUGGUUAGUCGCUGCGCUGUAUAGCCACAUGACUGGCACCACGAUGCCAAGCCCCAUUCUGGCGCAACAUGGCGUGCUCUGGAAUGGCACCACGUCUAUCGCGUUUUCGUUCGUAACUUCGCUAACAGUUCCCCUAUCCGCUUCUUUGGUCGGGCGACCUUCUCCUCCAUCAAACAAGACGGGCGGAUGGACAUAUUUCCAGAUGCUGAGCAUCUUAUCGACAGUCAUAGCGACCCUCCUUAUAUUGCCAUCAAUUUUGACAGCCUCCUCGCCCAAUAUCCCAGGAGCACUUAGCAGCGAUACACGUAAUACUGCAGUUCACCUUCUUGGGGCAUCUUCUCUCUUAUUGUCCAUCCCUUCCGUGCUGGUCUCUAUACCUCCUCUACCAAUUCCGCUAGCCAUCCGGAGAUUUUGUAAAUUGGACCUCGGCAAGGCCAUUAUCAUAUCCGUUGUUGUAUUGCUCAGCUUAGCCCCUCCAUCAAUGGCGGCAUUCCUUAAUGAUCUCACUAUAUUUUUGGCUCUUUGUGGAAGCUAUUUCCUUCCAGCAUGGGCGCACAUUACGAUCCAUUAUUUCAGGCGGCCUAUAUCCAUUGUGAUCCCUCAUUCGGUCCCGAGCACACCACAAACUAUGCAUCCACCAUCUCCGCUACACAGUGCAGACGCCCUUCUGCAGCGCAAAGAGAGGCUGUUGCAGCGAAGGCGGCUCGGAAGACGAGUGUUAUGGGAUGUUGGCGUUUGGUUGUUAUUGAUGCCCAUCAGUGUAUUUGGGAUGGUUUGGGCGGGUGGCCGACUAAUUGGAAAAUGGUAGGUUCCGCAGCAGUGUACGAUCCCGCAGAAUAGCCUUCGCGUGUUUCCAGAAUCGAGCGUUACCCCAAAUAUUUACGGAUGUCAAACUACUGGACAUUCCGUGUUCCCCGCACCUGACCGGACAACUAUGUAGUGCUUAUUUAGAAUAGAUCAUAUGCUGCGUGGACUUGUGUUCAUUCGAUGGUUCAGUUUGUAUUUAGAAUUGAAUUACAGCCGCACAAUCAGACCAAUAUCUAUCAUUAC
This is a messenger RNA of Suillus fuscotomentosus, 1878 nucleotides long. RefSeq lists its product as uncharacterized. The transcript has 5 exons. The record is from RefSeq and is a predicted model, not a curated record. NCBI's taxonomy places the organism in Eukaryota, Fungi, Basidiomycota, Agaricomycetes, Boletales, Suillaceae. Bases 95 to 1636 code for a protein of 513 amino acids.